AUGAGUGACAAGGAAUACGUCUACGGCGGCGAUGGCGCCCGCGACGAGAAGACUAUGGGCCCCAAUGACUAUCCCCAUGAGCACAUCCGCGGUCUGGAGACGGACCCCGACUCUAUGCUGCAUCGUGGGCUCAAGGCUCGUCACAUUAGCAUGAUUGCCAUUGGCGGUGCCCUUGGUACUGGUCUCAUUGUCGGCACCGGAAAGGCUCUUGCCCAAGCUGGACCUGGCUCUCUCUUCAUCUCCUACCUCUUUGUCGGAUGUCUCGUCUUCAUGGUCAUGGCCGCGCUCGGCGAGAUGGCCGCUUGGAUACCCCUCCACUCUGGUUUUACUGGUUACGCUACCCGCUACUGCCACCCUUCUCUUGGAUUUGCCCUCGGCUGGUGCUAUCUUAUGAAGUACCUGGUCAUCACGCCCAACCAAUUGACAGCUGCUGCCCUUGUCAUCCAAUACUGGGUCAAGCCCGAAAAAGUGAACCCCGGUGUCUUUGUCGCCAUCUUCCUCGUCGCCAUCCUGUGCAUCAACUACUUUGGUGGCAUCAAGUUCUUUGGCGAGUUUGAGUUCUGGCUGUCGUCGUUCAAAGUCAUUGUCAUCAUUGCCAUCAUCCUCUUUGCUCUCGUCAUCGCCUGCGGCGGUGGCCCCAACCAUGAUGCGACUGGCUUCCGCUACUGGUCCAACCCUGGCGCUUUUGCUGAACUCAAGGGAUACUCGACCGGCUCCCUCGGCCGAUUCCUGGGUUUCUGGUCUGUCAUGGUCAACGCCACCUUUGCUUACCUCGGUACCGAGCUUGUCGGUGUCACUGCGGGCGAGGCGCAGAACCCACGCCGAACGAUCCCCAAGGCCAUUCGCCUGACUUUUUACCGAAUUCUCGUCUUCUACUGCCUCAGCGUCCUGUUGGUUGGCAUGAUUGUCCCCUACAAUUCCCCAGAGCUCGCUUUCGCCAACAAGCAAAGUUCGAAGGGCUCAACUGCUGCCUCCUCUCCUUUUGUCGUUGCUGCCCAGCUUGCUGGUGUCAAGGUCCUCCCCCACAUCAUCAACGCCUGUAUCCUGGUUUUCGUGUUUUCUGCCUCCAACUCCGAUCUUUACAUUGCCAGCCGUACCCUCUACGGCCUUGCUUCGGACGAGUCGGCCCCGGCCAUUUUCAAGCGCACUGACCGUCGCGGUGUCCCGUACGUCGCCCUCGGCACUGCCGCUCUCUUUGCCUGCCUGGCAUUUAUGAACGUGAGCAGCGAUUCCAAGACCGUCUUCAGCUACUUUGUCAACCUUACGACCGUUUUCGGUCUUUUGGCGUGGAUUUCCAUCUUGGUCACCCAUUUGUACUUUGUCAAGGCCCGUGAAGCCCAAAACAUCCCCAAGUCGGCCAUGCCCUUCACUGCGCCGCAGGGCUACUGGGGAAGUGUCAUUGCGCUCUUCUUCUGCUGCUUGAUCUGCCUUACCAAGAAUUUUACCGUCUUCAUUCACACAGCGGACACCAAGUUUGCGUACAAGGACUUUAUCACCGGCUAUAUUGGCAUUCCCGUCUACCUCAUCUUCCUGUUUGGGCACAUGAUUAUCACUAAAUCUCGCCCUGUCAAGCCUCACGAGGCUGAUUUCUACACCGGAAAGAACAUCAUCGACAACGAAGAGCAAGAGUACCUCGAGAACCUGAAGCUGGACCGUGCCCAGAGCAAGGGAGCUCGCAAGUUCUACCACCGCUACAUCUCUUGGCUUUUCUAA
Molecule: messenger RNA, 1713 nt
Organism: Akanthomyces muscarius
Lineage: Eukaryota; Fungi; Ascomycota; Sordariomycetes; Hypocreales; Cordycipitaceae
Exons: 2
Coding region: 1-1713 (570 amino acids)
Biological process (GO): amino acid transmembrane transport
Cellular component (GO): membrane
Molecular function (GO): amino acid transmembrane transporter activity
Source: RefSeq, a predicted model, not a curated record